GUGGCAGCAAUGCACUAGAUAACCGGUUUACCACACGCCAUAAACCCCCAGAAGAAAACAUCUACAGGACCGGACUUUGCAGCUUGUACAUCACCAUGUUUACACCAGUAAGGUUGGCCCAUCUGGUAGCAGUGCAGCUAGCUUCACUUCCAGUGCCAGCUUGUCGCCACGCCAGUCGCAAUGCCAGGGCAUGGAUGGGCUCUGGAAUGACUACAAGUAAUUUCAAGCCAAAAAGCAGACGCACAGAGCAGCUUGAUAUUUCCGAAGAGAACCUUGACAUGGACGAAGUGGAAGCUGAACUGAAGUCGAUUGUAAAAGUGGGCAAGAAAAAGGAAAAAGCUGCUAAAUUUCACAAGAUCAGGCGGCAGCUGAGCAGCCCUGGAGCACCAGAGAGAAGAUUAAGCUGGGAUGCAAUUCAGCAAAUCAAAUACCUUAAGCAGGAAUCACCACAAGAAUGGACGUUGCAGAGAUUGGCAGAAGGUUUCUCUGUUAGCACUGAUGUCAUCUCCAGAGUCCUUCGCAGCAAGUUCACCCCACCUCCAGAGAGACAGAUUGAACAGGACACCAAGGUGUUAGCCACUGUCAGACAGCUCUCUCCCAGGGACAGUGUAACAGCUCGAGUACAAAAGGGACAGUCAAGUCUUCCUCUGCCUGACAGCACUUUACCGGCCAGGAUUUCCUCAGGGAACACGAGUUCUGUUACUGCCCUGACCAGUGGAGCACUAGUACCCAUGGAGGGGGAGAAAGGACUAAUUCUUUCUGAUGAUAAUGUUACAGCAGUGACAAAAAGGGCAGCCCAGGUAUCAGUCAUGACUCAAAGCAAAUCACAGGAACAGCCCGAGGUACAUGAGGACACAAAUGUUGAAGAGACAAGCGAUUUACAGGUGCAGGAGGAAGAGAAAUGGGAUGGAGAGGUUCUUACAGAGGAACAACUGGAGGAACUUGUCCACACGUUGCAGAACAAACCCAGCGUAGUCGAACAGAAGGGCAGGGACUUUUAUGACUCUGAUGGCAACUUUCUGUACAGAAUCUGAGGCUUUAAUCUGCUCAUCACUUCAUAAAUUAGUUGGGGUGUAGCACCAAAUUGUCUACAAAUGGACAAAAUACAGUUGCUACAGUGCCUAGACACGAGUGGGCUGCAUAGAUCACACAAUGAGGACAACAUGCAGCACUGGUGGAAAAGAUCCAGAGGGUAAUGGCAAAGGUGAGGAGAAAUUUAAGAUGACUAACUAGCAGCUACAGGAAAUACUGUUGCUGCUAAAUGUAAUAAACCUUUUUGAUACUAUAUUCUGGACUAUGCAUAAUUAUUCAGCAAGUUCAAUA
Molecule: messenger RNA, 1323 nt
Organism: Trichomycterus rosablanca
Lineage: Eukaryota; Metazoa; Chordata; Actinopteri; Siluriformes; Trichomycteridae
Gene: ngrn
Product: neugrin, neurite outgrowth associated
Exons: 4
Coding region: 96-1034 (312 amino acids)
Cellular component (GO): nucleus
Source: RefSeq, a predicted model, not a curated record